ACACUCACCUAGGACCGGCCGGGAUGCCGAGCUCUGUUGAAGAUGCACUGGACACCGGAACACGCCCAGCCUCUCAACCAGUGGCCAGAGCAGCACCUGGACGUCUCCUCCACCACCCCGUCGCCAGCCCACAAGUUGGAGCUGCCCCCUGGGGGUCGCCAGCGCUGCCACUAUGCUUGGGCGCACGACGACAUCUCGGCCCUGACGGCCUCCAACCUCCUCAAGCGCUACGCAGAGAAGUACUCGGGGGUCCUGGACUCGCCCUACGAGCGCCCCACCCUGGGCGCCUACGGCGACGCCGCCUUUCUCAACGGCGCCAAGGGGGACCCCGAGCCCUGGCCAGGGCCGGAGCCACACUACCCCUUGGCCUCGCUCCACGAAGGCCUGCCCGGAACCAAGUCGGGCAGUGGGGGCGGCUCCGGGGGCCUCGGGGGCUCCCCGGUUUUAGCCGGGAACCUGCCUGAACCCCUCUACGCCGGCAAUGCGUGCGGGGGCCCGUCGGCGGCGCCCGAGUACGCGGCCGGCUACGGCGGGGGGUACCUGGCCCCGGGCUACUGCGCGCAGACGGGGACCGCGCUGCCCCCGCCGCCCCCGGCCGCGCUGCUGCAGCCCCCGCCUCCGCCCGGCUACGGCCCCUCGGGGCCUCUGUACAACUACCCCGCGGGGGGCUACGCCGCGCAGCCGGGUUACGGGGCUCUGCCGCCGCCCCCGGCCCCGCCGCCCACCCCCUACCUGCCCUCGGGCCUGGCGGCGCCCACGCCCCUGCCCGCGCCCGCCCCGGCCCGGCCCGCGCCCGCCUCCUACGGCUUCCAGGCCGCCGCUCCGGGGGCGGAGGCCGGGGUGUCGCUGAAGCGCAAGGCCGCGGACGAGGGCGCGGAGGGCCGCUACCGCAAGUACGUCUACGAGCCCACCAAGGCCCCGGCGGCCGACGGCGCCGCCUACCCCGCCGCGGACAACGGCGACGGUCGAGGCAACGGGUUCCGGGCGAAGCCGCCGGGGGCGGUGGAGGAGGCGUCGGGCAAGUACGCCGGCGGCGUCCCGCUCAAGGUCCUGGGCUCCCCGGGCUACGGCCCGCAACUCGAGUCAUUUGAAAAGUUCCCGGAGCGCGCGCCGGCCCCGGUUCCCCGGGGGGCCUUUGCCUUGCCGUCGGAGGAGCCCCUCAAAGCUGUGGACCCGGGGGCCCUGGAGCUGGUGACGAGCAAGAUGCUGGACUGCGGGCCCCCGGUGCAGUGGGCAGACGUGGCGGGCCAGGGCCCGCUCAAGGCGGCGCUGGAGGAGGAGCUGGUGUGGCCCCUGCUGAGGCCGCCCGCCUACCCCGGCAGCCCGCGCCCGCCGCGGACCGUGCUGCUCUUCGGGCCGCGGGGGGCGGGCAAGGCGCUGCUGGGGCGCUGCCUGGCCACGCAGCUGGGAGCCUCGCUGCUGCGCCUGCGCGCAGCCUCGCUGGCCGCGCCCGGGGCCGCCGAGGGCGCGCGCCUCCUCCAGGCGGCCUUCGCGGCUGCGCGCUGCCGCCCGCCGGCGGUGCUGCUCAUCAGCGAGCUGGACGCGCUGCUGCCGGCCCGGGAGGACGGCGCCGCCGCCGCGGGCUCGCUGCUCGCGCCGCUCCUGGCUUGCCUGGACGGCGGCUGCGGCGCGGGGGCCGACGGCGUGCUGGUUGUGGGCACCACCUCGCGGCCCGCUGCUCUGGACGAGGCCACCCGCCGGCGUUUUGUUCUCCGCUUUUACGUGGCGCUGCCCGAUGGUACGGCCCGCGGACAGAUCCUGCAGCGGGCGCUGGCCCAGCAGGGCUGCGUGCUGAGCGAUCGGGAGCUGGCGGCCCUGGUGCAGGGCACCCAGGGCUUCUCCGGGGGCGAGCUGGGGCAGCUGUGCCAGCAGGCGGCGGCCGGGGCGGGCCUCCCGGGGCUGCAGCGCCCCCUCUCCUACAAGGACUUGGAGGCGGCCCUGGCCAAGGUGGGCCCCCGGGCCACCCCCAAGGACCUGGACUCGUAUGUGGAGUGGGACAAGAUGUACGGCUUCGGACACUGACGGCGCGACGGGGAGGCGCGGGAGCCGCCAUCCCCCCCUCCCCGGUCC
This is a messenger RNA of Eptesicus fuscus (big brown bat), 2070 nucleotides long. It is a transcript of the gene FIGNL2, whose product is annotated as fidgetin like 2. NCBI's taxonomy places the organism in Eukaryota, Metazoa, Chordata, Mammalia, Chiroptera, Vespertilionidae. Bases 43 to 2022 code for a protein of 659 amino acids. The record is from RefSeq and is a predicted model, not a curated record. The transcript is spliced from 2 exons. Gene Ontology annotation, molecular function: ATP binding; ATP hydrolysis activity; microtubule severing ATPase activity.